GCCCGGGCUGCCCCGGCCCCGUGCGGCCGCAGUCGGCGGAGCACCGGAGGCGCGGCGCGGCACCGGAGAGCUGCAGCGCCGGCACGGAGGAGGCAGAGCCAUGGCAUCGCUGCCGUGCAACGCCCGCAUCCAGCUCACGGACACGCUGGAGCAGAUGCAGCAAGGGGCGUUGAUGCGCAAAGUCAAGUCCAAGAGCUGGAAGAAGCAGCGCUACUUCAAGCUGCAGGACGACUGCAUGACCAUCUGGUACCAGUCCAAGAGGACGGGCAAAACCGAGUCUGCUUUCUCCAUCAGCGACGUGGAGACGGUGCGGGAAGGGCACCAGUCGGAGGUGCUGCAGAGCCUGGCCGAGGAGUUCCCCCCCGAGCGCUGCUUCACCAUCGUCUUCUACGGCCGCCGGGGCAACCUGGACCUCAUCGCUGGCUCGGCAGAGGAGGCGCAGUGCUGGGUGCAGGGCCUGCGCCAGCUCAUCGAGGUGGCCACCAGCAUGGACCAGAGGGAGAGGAUGGACCAGUGGAUUCGUGACCGGUUCCAGAAGGCUGACAAGAACAAGGACGGGCGCAUGAACUUCAAGGAGGUGCAGCGUCUCCUCAAGAUGAUGAACGUGGACAUGAACGAGGACCAUGCCCUGCGGCUCUUCCAGGCUGCCGACAAGUCGGAGUCGGGGACGCUGGAAGGGGAAGAGUUCGUGCUCUUCUACAAAGCCCUCACGGAGCGCGAGGAGGUGCUGAGCCUCUUCCAGGCCUUCUCUGAGGACGGGAAGAAGCUGACGCUGCUGGAGCUGGUGGAUUUCCUGCGGCAGGAGCAGCUGGAGGACGAGGGCACGGAGGAGCUCGCCAUGGAGCUCAUCGACAAGUACGAGCCAUCGGAGACGGCCAGGGCUCGCCACGCGCUGAGUGCCGACGGGUUCCUCAUGUACCUCUGCUCCCCGGAGGGCUCCAUCUUCAACCCCCGGCACCAGGUGCUGUGGCAGGACAUGACCCAGCCGCUCUGCCACUACUUCAUCUCCUCCUCUCACAACACCUACCUGAUAGAGGACCAGAUCCGGGGCCAGAGCAGCAUCGAGGGCUACAUCAGGGCUCUGAAACGGGGCUGCCGCUGCCUGGAGGUGGACUGCUGGGACGGGCCGAACGGGGAGCCCAUGGUGUACCACGGCCACACCUUCACCUCCAAGAUCCCCUUCAGGGAGGUGGUGAGCACCCUGGGGAAGUACGCCUUCCAGGCCUCCGACUACCCGGUGAUCCUGUCCCUGGAGAACCACUGCAGCAUGGAGCAGCAAGAGGUGCUGGCCCAGCAGCUCAGGGACAUCCUGGGGGAGCAGCUCCUCACCGCCACCGUCGACGGGCGCGUCCCCACCCAGCUCCCGUCCCCGGAGGAGCUGAAGCACAAGAUCCUGCUGAAGGGGAAGAAGAUCGGGCGGCUGGAGGACGUGCUGGACGGGCCGGGGGACGAGGCACCCGACGUGUCCGACGAUGACAACGGGGCAGAGGCAGAGGAAGAGAAGAGGAGGAUGAAGAAGGACAAGGAGAGCCUGGCCCAGGCGUUGUCCGACUGCGUCGUCUACUGCAAGAGCGUGUCCUUCCGGGGCUUCCAGGAGGCACGCAGCCAUUCCCGGCCCUCCGAGAUCUCCUCCCUCGCCGAGGCCAAGGCCAGGAAGCUCAUCCGGGAUGCGGGGAACGACUUUGUCCGGCACAACGCCUGGCAGCUGACUCGCAUCUACCCCAGCGGGAUGCGGACCGACUCCUCCAACUACAGCCCGCAGGAGAUGUGGAACGCGGGGUGCCAGAUCGUGGCCCUGAACUUCCAGACGGCUGGCACGGAGAUGGACCUGUGUGACGGGCUCUUCAGCCAGAACGGCCGCUGUGGCUACGUGCUCAAACCGCCCUUCAUGAGGGACGAGGGGACCCUCUUCAACCCCGGUGAGCCCAGCACCCGGGAGGGCCCCGGCCCCGUCACCCUGACGAUCCAGGUGAUCAGCGGGCAGCAGCUGCCCAAAGUGGCCAACAGCAAGGACGGAGCCAUCAUCGACCCGCUGGUGCGCGUGGAGAUCCACGGGGUGCCCGCGGACCAGGCGCACCAGGAGACCAAGUACAUCGAGAACAACGGUGAGCCCCCCCCGCUGCACGGGGACCCGGCGCUGCCCUGUCCCUGCCCUCCAUCACCCCCCAGCACCCCCUCUCCCUCCCCAGGGUUUAACCCCCGCUGGGACGAGACCCUCCAGUUCCAGCUCCACGUGCCCGAGCUGGCCCUCGUCCGCUUCGUGGUGGAGGAUUACGACAAGACGUCCAGGAAUGACUUCGUGGGGCAGUUCACCCUAGCCUUUGCCAACAUCAAACCCGGCUACCGCCACAUCCACCUCCUCUCCAAGGACGGCACCGGCAUCCCGCCCUCCUCGCUCUUCGUCCACAUCCGCAUCACCGAGCCGCCCGGCCCCGAGCAGGACUGACCCGCGGGGCCAGUGGGACCCGGAUGGAAGCCAUAGGGCCGGCCCGGUUCUGGCCCCACGCGGCUGGGGCCACGGGGCUGAGCACACCACCCCCUAGUCGAUCCGUUUGUGUCGUCCCUGUGUCGUCGUCGCUGCUGUGCCCGUGUUUGGGGGCUGGGGAAAGGCACUGAUGUCUCCAUCAGUUUGGGAUGUCUCCCGCCCUCCCUUCCCAGGCACUUGUGCGGGGUCAGUGCUGGUGCGUGGCUCCCCCUGCGUACAGCUGGCCCCAGCGGGGCUCAGCCACGGGGAGGAGGAGAGCUGGUGCACGGCGCCCAGGCUCUGCCGGGGGGCUGGUCCCCCCACCCAGGGGAAGCCAAGCAAACCCCGGGGCUGGGCAGAGCUGGGAGAGGAGCCGGUGCUCGCUGCCCCCCACCCUGCAGCGCGCUCAGAGCCCCUGGCCCCCACAGCCCCAGGGGUGCUCCUGGCCAGCACCACGUUAUUAACCCUGGCCGUGUCCUUUCGAUGUAAGCAACCUAAUAAAUUGUUCAGUGGCAGGCAGA
Messenger RNA from Cygnus olor (mute swan), 2985 nucleotides. It is a transcript of the gene PLCD4, whose product is annotated as phospholipase C delta 4. The transcript has 15 exons. Gene Ontology annotation, molecular function: calcium ion binding; phosphatidylinositol-4,5-bisphosphate phospholipase C activity. The coding region runs from base 101 to 2446 and encodes 781 amino acids. Lineage: Eukaryota; Metazoa; Chordata; Aves; Anseriformes; Anatidae. Gene Ontology annotation, biological process: lipid metabolic process; intracellular signal transduction. The record is from RefSeq and is a predicted model, not a curated record.